Messenger RNA from Carassius gibelio (silver crucian carp), 8372 nucleotides. RefSeq names its product nuclear receptor coactivator 2 (gene ncoa2). Lineage: Eukaryota; Metazoa; Chordata; Actinopteri; Cypriniformes; Cyprinidae. The record is from RefSeq and is a predicted model, not a curated record. Gene Ontology annotation, molecular function: protein dimerization activity; nuclear receptor binding. Bases 516 to 5048 code for a protein of 1510 amino acids. Gene Ontology annotation, biological process: positive regulation of transcription by RNA polymerase II; cellular response to hormone stimulus. Gene Ontology annotation, cellular component: nucleus. The transcript is spliced from 22 exons.
UCGCGUACGUUGUGGGUAUUUUCCAUUAGCAAAAGUAGAAAAUAUGAAACCAAAAUAACAUUUCUUUAAAUGCUUUCCUGAACUGAUAGGGCAGUCUCUUUCGGGACGUUUCGUUACUGCAACACCGCGCUGUUUCACAAUUGUUGUCAAGCGCGUGCCAGUCCGAAAGAGUGUGAACAGCGAAUAUUGCAUAAGUCACUGUUUGAAGAUUUCCCUUUGAGAGAAGUUAGACUCGCUGUAGACCUUUGGUCGACACGCCGUACUAUUCGUUUCGAUUCGCCCGUGCUUCAUCUCGCUCGCUGGCUGGCUUCACAUGGAAGGAUUCUUCUACAGGAAAUCAACCUGUCGCCGUGUGGGGUUUGAUCGGAUACCUGACACAAUUUGGGGUUUAUCGCAGUGCUGAGUAAUCACGAUUGAAAGAAGUGAAUAAUGCCCAAAGAUUUCCACUGGUCCCACUGCUGCAGAAAUGCCCUGAGGCUAAAUCUGGACUGAAGCCAAGGUGAUAGGCAUUGAGGAUGAGUGCUGUCGGGGAAAACUCGUCGGACCCUGCCAGGUCAGAGGCUCAAAAGCGCAAGGAAUGCCCUUCAGACCUCCUGGGUCCAAGUCCUAAACGAAGCACUGAGAAACGUAACCGGGAACAUGAAAAUAAAUACAUAGAGGAGCUCGCAGAGCUGAUUUUCGCGAACUUCAGUGAUAUCGACAACUUCAAUGUUAAGCCUGACAAAUGUGCAAUCCUAAAGGAAACUGUCAAACAGAUUCGUCAAAUUAAAGAGCAAGAAAAAGCUGCUGCAGCCAAUGAGGAUGAAGUGCAGAAGGCUGAUGUGUCAUCGACAGGCCAAAGUGUUAUUGACAAAGAUGCCCUUGGACCAAUGAUGCUGGAGGCCUUAGAUGGGUUCUUCUUUGUGGUGAACAUGGAGGGGAACAUCGUGUUUGUGUCAGAGAAUGUGACGCAGUACCUGCGGUAUAAUCAGGAAGAGCUGAUGAACACCAGUGUUUACAGCAUCCUGCAUGUAGGAGACCAUAACGAGUUCAUCAAAAACCUCCUGCCCAAGUCACAUGUGAACGGAGUGCCGUGGUCCAGCGAGAAUCCUCGGCGGAACAGCCACACCUUCAACUGCCGCAUGCUCGUGAACCCUCACAGCGAGGCCGAAGAGACGCAGGAUCACGAGGCACAGCAGAAAUAUGAGACUAUGCAGUGUUUUGCUGUGUCUGAACCAAAGUCCAUCAAGGAGGAGGGAGAAGAUUUCCAGUCGUGUCUGAUCUGCGUAGCGCGGAGAGUUCCCAUGAAAGAGAGACCCAUGCUCCCCACGCACGAAAGCUUCACCACCCGCCAAGACCUCCAAGGUAAGAUCACCUCCCUGGACACCAGUCUGUUACGAGCCUCUAUGAAACCAGGCUGGGAAGACUUGGUGAGGAGAUGCAUUCAGCGCUUUCACCUCCAGAACGAUGGAGACAUGUCAUUCGCCAAGAGGCAUCAGCAAGAAGUGCUAAGGAAUGGGCAGGCGUUCAGUCCCAUCUACCGGUUUUCCCUGUCCGACGGGACCAUCGUCUCCGCUCACACCAAGAGCAAACUGGUUCGGUCACCUGCUACCAACGAGCCACAGCUCUACAUGUCACUGCACAUUUUACAAAGGGAGCAGCCCAUCUGCGGCAUGACCCCUGAUCUUGGAAAUGCUCCGAAUAUGGGCAGAACCAUGAAUCCCAUGAGUUCUCCCAAUACAGCAUGUUCCUCCGGUGCCCCCCAGGGACAGGAUGCCACCAUCAGUAGCAACACAUCCACUUUCCCCUCUCCUGGUGGCCAGAAGGAGCCCGGCGCCAUCGGCCCGGUACAGGGCCACCGUUUUGGGUGCCCGGGAACUAUGAGCCAUUCGGCAACCAUGCAGGCGGCCACACCUCAGGGCAGUGGCUAUCCACUGAAGUUGAGCAGCCCUUCUCAGGGCAGUCCGGGCAUGCUUUCUCCACGCCACCGAGCCAGUCCCGGAAUGGUAGGAUCUCCACGCUUGCCCCCGCCGCAGUUCUCCCCAGCAGGCAGCUUACAUUCACCUGCGAGCAUGUGCACUAGCAGUACAGGUGGCAAUGGGGGAGCAGGCGCGAAUCAUGGUUACACAAGCAGUUCCCUGAAUGCCCUCCAGGCACUUAGCGAGUGCCAUGUUGUGAGCCACGGCCAAUCACUGGGCUCGCCCGACAGGAAGUUGGGGUCACCAGCCGCAGUGGGCGGCAGUCUUCACAUGCUGAACAAAAUGGGUGCCUCAGAAUCAUUCGGAGAGCAGAACCAAUCAGAGCAGGGUAACGGUGGGCAGGAUGAUGGCAUCGAACAGCCAAGAGACGAAAAGGGCAACCUUGGCCAGUUUAACAACCCGGAUGCCAGUGAUCCGCAGAACCGGCUACGUGACAACAAAGGCCAUACUAAACUCCUGCAGCUCCUCACCACUAAAACGGAGCCUAUCGAGUCCACCUCACCCCCUCCAAUGGCUGGUGGAGAGCCCGGGUGUAAGGACCCCAAUGGCGGCCCAGGGAAUGGUGGCAUAGGCGCUCAAACCGGAGCCGGGACGCAUGGCACUUCCCUGAAGGAGAAACACAAGAUCCUUCAUAGACUUCUCCAGAACAGCUCGUCACCCGUCGACCUGGCCAAACUCACAGCCGAGGCCACGGGGAAGGAGCUAUGUCAGGAUACUGCAGGUGGGGUGGCCGGUGGGGCUGAAUUAGCCAUUAAACAAGAACCCGUCAGUCCCAAGAAGAAGGACAACGCCCUGCUGCGCUACCUACUGGAUAAAGAUGAUAAUGUACUUAAGGAUAAAGGCAUCAAAAUGGAACCUGGUGAAAUAAAGGUGGAGGGCAGUAAGAUGCCAGGAAUUAAGAUGGAGAAAAAUGAUGGCGGCUAUGACCGUGUGGAGUCGUCGAGUGAGUUGGAUGAUAUUCUGGAUGAUCUGCAAAACAGUCAGCCGGGCCUGUUCUCAGAUUCCCGGCCUGUGUCUUUGCCUGCUGCUGUGGACAAGCAGUCAAUCAUCAAUGACAUCCUGCAGAUGACUGGAGAGGGUGGAGCCAGCCUGGGUCCCCAGCAACAGAGAGCACUGCAGGCUGUGGGCCAACAGAUUUUCAGUGCGCAGCGACCGGGUCAGCCCGGCAGAGCUCCUCCGGUCAGAAGCGUGUCGUUGGAUAUGAACAUGCCUGCUAAAGGAGCUCAGGGUCAGUACCCUCAGAUGAGGAACAACAGCCCCUACUCGCUCAUGCAGCAGCAAGGCAUGAUGGGAAACCACAGUGUCAUGCCUAAUCAGCCCAACAUGGUCAAUGCAGGAGUGAUGGGUAAUAACGGUCCCCGUGUAGGUAUGCAACAGGAAGGUUGGGGCGCACAGGGUCCCGGUCCCGUCGGAAACGCGGCUUCACCCGUCACAACUGCUCCCGCCGGCCAGCACUCUCUCCCGCAGGGGGCGCUCCACUCUCGCAUGGUGCCCAACUCUGGCGCAGGCAUGCCCAUGAGACCCAACAGCCAGCCUGGACCCAGACAGAUGCUUCAGUCCCAGAUGAUGUCCAAUGCCCAGUCAAACAUGGACAUGGGCAUGGCUGGCCACCAGUUUCCCCAGCAACAAGCACCGCCCAAUCAGACGGCUCCAUGGCCAGACAGUGUGAUGCCUAUAGAGCCGGUGCCAUUUGGGAACCAGAACAGCUCUAUGUAUAGCGGUUCUCAGGAGGAUGUUCUGUGCCCUCCUGCCCCUGAGGGUCCGGCCGAUGAGGGUGCUUUGCUCAGCCAGCUCUACACAGUUCUCAAAGAUUUUGACGGCCUAGAGGAGAUCGACCGUGCUCUAGGCAUCCCGGCUUUAGUGGGACAGUCUCAGCCGGUGGAGCAGGAUCAGUUCCCCGGUCAGGACCCCAGUAUGAUGAUGGAUCAGAAGCCUCCCAUGUACGGCCAGCAGCAGUACGCCGCCUCCCAGGCCCACAUGCAGCAGGGCGGCUACACACCCAUGCAGGACCCCAGCUUCCACGGCAUGACGGCACAGAUGGGGCAGAGGCCGGGCUACCCCAUGCUCCGCAUGCAGGCCAGACCAGGACUCAGGCCCACCGGGGGCGUCCCCACCCAACCCAAUACACUCAGACUGCAGCUGCAGCACAGGCUACAAGCACAGCAGAAUCGUCAGCCUAUGAUGAAUCAGAUGACUGGAGUGUCAAAUAUGAACCUACCUCUAAGACCCAACGUUCCUAAUCAGGGGACAAUCAAUGCUCAGAUGCUGGCCCAGCGGCAGAGAGAGCUGCUGAGUAAUCACUUGCGCCAGCGUCAGCUGGACCAACAACGUCAGCAGCAGCAGCAACAACAGCAGCAGCAGCAGCGCAGCAUGGUCAUGCGAGCCCAGGGCCUCAACCUGCCACCCAACAUGGCAGCGGCCGCAGCAGGCAUGCCCGGAGCCAUGAGCAACCCACGGAUCCCCCAGGCCAACCCCCAGCAGUUCCCCUAUCCGCCCAACUACGGUACAGGACUGGCCUCGCCGCCCCCCUCCAGCAGCCCUUUCUCCCCCGGUUCUCCCAACCUCCCCGCCCCCCAGCUCCUCUCCCACAGCGCCAUGCAUGGCUCUCAGAUGAGUCUAGCUAACCAGGGGAUGCUGGGCAGUCUGAGCGGACAGUUUGGGGCUGUUAUGAGCCCUCAAAUGCAGCACAGUGCCUUUCAGUUCCCCAGCUCAGGUAUGAGUCAGCAGUCGGACGGCGGGUUCGGAGGCGCCGCCACCCCUCAGAGCCCCCUCAUGUCUCCCAGGAUGGGCCACGCCCAGAGUCCCAUGAUGCAACAGGCGCAGGGCAACACCUCUUUCCAGUCCUCCCCUGACAUGAAUGGUUGGACACAGGGCAACAUGAAUGCCAACAGUAUGUUCACUCAGCAGUCGCCGCCUCAGUUCGGCCAGCAGGCCAGUAACAACAUGUACAAUAGUAACGGCAUGAACCUCAACGUGUCCAUGGCCACCAACUCAAGCAACAUGGGCCAAAUGGGCAACCAGAUGAGCAUGAACCCUGGACCUGGGGGCGGCAUGGCCAACAUGGCCCCUGAACAGCAGAAGUAUUGUUGACCUGGGGCAGACGACAUCCCAAUGCAGUAAAUGGAGUUUAAUGAAGAUGUUUCAUGAGUGAUUUUCAGCCGCAGCAUGAUCACGGAGAGUUUGGAGUGAUGCUGUGCUAUUUAAGCUGCUAUCGGGCCUUACGGGUCUUUAGAGAGCCUGUCUACUGCCCCCUACCGGACAUCUCUAGAGGAUGCAUCAGGGGUAAUGGAGCUCAGAGGGGAUGGACACUCUCCCUCACACACAUACACUCACACACACACUGACACUUUGAUCUUCUGGACCUAGAACCCCCCCACCCCCACCCCCCUUCAGUCGAGGACGGCCUUCUGUCUGGUACUUACACUGCAAGCCCUUUCCGUCAGUCUGCUCCAUUGCAUUCACCGUAGUGUGACUUAGGUCUCCCCUGAAAAGACUCUGUGACAGUGGCAUCGGAAUCCUUGUCUCCCAUGAAUGUAUUCCUCCCUCUCUUUUUCCCUGUCUUUCUUCCUCUGGACUUCAGGCUCUUCUUAAGACGACGUUCUUUUUGCCCAACCAUCUUUCUCUCGGACUCCUUUCCAAUCUGACGUUCCAAAACAGGCAAGAGGACUGCAUUUGAAAUCCACACUCAAAAUUCAGCCAUUUUGCCUUUUUGUUUUCUUUUCUGUUUUGUUUCAGAGUGCAAAUAAAGAUAGAAUGAUGUUGAAAUGGCAUCGACAUAUAGAUUAUAAGACUUCAGAUGAUGGUUUGUAAAACUAGACUUAAUUUAGACAAGAGGUUUAUUGUGUAUUAAAUUAAGUUUUAUUCUAAUGUAUAGUUUCUUUUUUAAAAUAAAACUGUAGAUUUCUUUAUAAAGCAUCGGUUAGAAAGAGAAAAAUCACUCAGAGUGCAUAUGAAUUGCCUCAGAUUAAGAAAAACGUUCAACAUACCUAUGGAUUGUGUUUUCCUUGGUCCAGUAGUUUCAGAAAGAACGUGAGUUUUGUGGUUAGUAAAAUGAAAUGCUGGUAGAUUGUAAAUACCAAUAAUGGGAAGGGGGAAAUCUGUUUCAUAUUAUAUUUAUUUUUUGAUUUUGUUUUUCAAUGUAUUCUCCCUUCCUCCCCUCAAAGUCCGGUCUUAACUGUUUCUGGAACUGAGUUUCCCGCGACGAGCGUACGUUUGGCGGGAAGAUGAGGAUGCGCUGAUUCCUAUGGUAGCCUACUAAGAAAGGGGAGCUGGGGUGAGGUGGUCCUUCUUUCCUGUGUGGGGGUCUGGGAGGGUGCUGUGUGUACAGUGUACAGAUACUCGCUUGCUUCUAAGCUUUUAGCCGGGAGCCCCACCGGAGGAACCCAACACAGCCAUAAACUCAACACUGAAGCGUGCUUUCUUUGUUGUGUGGAGUGAAGUGCUUCAUGCCAGAUGCUGUAGGUACAAGGUGUGUGUAAGAAAAGACAACAAGCAAUAAAUAUUACUUGAGGUUUUGUUUUGUUUUGUAAUUUUUGUACAGGACUUUUCAGGAGACACAUUUUUGCUCCCCGGUUCAAGCAAACUCAGUAUUAAAUACUUUUUUUUUUUUUUUCGUGGUUUCUAUUUUGAGAAAUACAACAACGAGAUGUCCAAAACUAAUUGUUCCUCAGUGAAACGCAGUUUUAAGUUCUGGUGUAGCCAAAAAAUAAUAAUAAAUAAAUAGCAUCAUUUCUGUUUUGCGUGGCUAUAUUACUACAUUCACACUUAACGCUCGCCGUCUUGAAAUGUCGGAUCAAUGAUACAGAUUUGGAUCACUACAGGCACGUGAAUUCUUUUAACGCUGUAAUGUACGCAAUAGCCUACAGUUCGUGUUUUCUAGCCUAUUUGAGGACGAAGCCAAAUUUCCUAUCCUUUGAAUUGAUCGGUAGACUUACACAUAAGUUACCACUUUCGUUUUGUUUUUGUCUCCUGUCUCUGCACACAGUUUGUAUCGGGGUUAAAUUGUCAGCUUUUAGCUUCCGCUGAAAAUAUCGCCAUGUCAUCUGUGUUUAAUCUGGUUUGUUAAAAAAAAAAAAACUAAAAUGUACGAUACUACAUGUUUUUAUUAAGUAUUUACUGUAUGUACCAGCAGCAACUGAGGUUUGCGACGACCAGCUCUGUCAUUAUGCGCUGAAGGUGUCGUGGUUGUGUACGAAUAUAGGCCUACCUGGUGUUCUGGUAUAGUUUAGCUUUUCCUUUUAAACACUGUACAUAUGAAUUCGUUUGGGUGAAACGUCACUCUGCCCACCAUUCAAAACUUUCAGUAUCCUUUGAGAAUCGCAUUCUCAUGCGAGUUAAACACUCGCUUGAGUCUUAAUAAUCGAUUUCCGUGCUAGCGUUCGUAAAGCACUCAUUUAUUCCGAGCUUUUUUGAUCACAAUUUCGAUGAAUGUUGGAUGCCUUGAACAAGGACUGCCAUCCAGACUCAUCUAUCAUUGGAGAAUAGCCAGUUUCGAGGUCGCACAUGCACCACAGCCCUCUCUGCAAAGUCCAAAGAUUGUCAAGAUUUUGAAAUAAAUAAUAAGCCAUGACGUGACGGUGGGGCAGAGUUUUCUAGUCUUUUUAUCAGUGCUAGUGCAAAAAGAGCCAUUUGUCCUAAAAUAAAUAAAUCAACGGAAUUGUAACGGCUAUUGAAUUUCCUAAAUAUUUACCUUACCUUUUGGGGGUUUUUUCUGAGACUUUAAAUGUCUUUUUGUAUAGUCUGCCAAUUUCUUAGAGCUAAAUGCAACAACCUUAAAAUGCUAAAACUUAGCAUAUUGCCUUAGAUCUGUUUUACUGUCUUGUAUAUUACAAAAGUUGUCUGUAUUAUAUUUGUAUAGUGAAUCAUUGACAGGAUCAACCCAGUUCAAUACUGCUCAUCUAUUGCUGGAUUCCUAUAGGCCUACCUGUCUGUCUCUCUCUCUCUUUCUCCCUCACUGUCUCUCUCUCUCUCUCUCUCUCUUUCUCUCCUUCUCUCCUUCUCUCUCCUUUGUCUCAAUAUUGCUCAUUUUCCAUGCUUUGUUUGUGAUCAGUUGUGGGUUUUAUUAUUUGUACAGUCUUGAUUUUGCCCUCUCAGCUAUGUGUGAAAAUGAAGAUGAUGCAAUGGGAAAUCGAAGCAAUAUGUAAUUUAUAAGGACUUUUUGGAGAAAGCUUACAGUGUUGCGCUCCUGAGAUGUAUUUUUUUCCCCUUGCAGUUGUUGUCACAUAAACAUCUCUGUUCAUCCGCAUCGAUGUGUGUAAUCUUAGUGUGAGCCUUUUAUGCAAAGUUAGAUAUACCGAGAGAAAUUUAAAUACAGUUAUGCAAGUUGUCAACUAAUAUUGCUUUGCUGAUGCUAUUUGAUGUUGAAUCAAAUUGAAUUGUAAAUAAAGAAUUCUGUUAUUGCAACAUUUAUAAUCA